AUGCGAUUAUUACUAUGCUUAUUGCUUUUUUCAAGUUUUAUCAUCAACUUGAUUGAUGCGUGUCCCGGAGUGAUUACAAGCGUCUGCUUCUGCAGUGAAGUGCAUAAUGGAAUCGUAUUGGACUGUUCAAAUACAACAGCCAGCGAGACGAUGGUACUAAUCCGCAACAAUCAAGCACUUCUCGGGCUAAUUCAAUCGCUAACCAUGAAUCAAGCAGAGUUGAACGAGUUGCCACCUAACUUUUUUGCUGGAUUAUACAUUAAGAGAUUGGAUUUAUCACAGAACAAAAUCAAAAAAAUUGAUGAAUCCGCAUUCACGGGAAUGAAUCCAGUGUUGGAGGAGCUGGUUUUAAAUCACAACUUGCUUGAAAAUGUCCCAUCUGCUGCGUUGGCUGGAUUACCCAACCUUCUUCGUUUGGAUUUAUCUAACAACAGCAUUGUUGAGAUUCAGGAACAUGAGAUUUUCCCAAAUCUCAAUAAGCUCUACGACAUCAACUUGGGAAGUAACGACAUCUUCUCAAUGCACACGAGCACAUUCCAAAAUGUCAAGAAUUCUCUUCAAACCAUCAAUUUGGGACAUAACAACUUGACGGCAGUUCCCUCAUCCGCUAUCCGAGGACUUAAACAACUCCAAUCCCUCCAUCUUCACCAAAACAAGAUUGAGCAACUAGAUGCUCUAAACUUCUUGAACCUUCCAGUUCUAAAUCUUCUUAAUCUUGCUGGAAACAACAUCCAUGAACUGAAUCGUCAGGCAUUUUUGAAUGUACCAAAUCUACGAUAUCUCUAUCUUUCUGGAAACAAAAUCAAGAAGUUGACAGCUUAUCAAUUCCAAACAUUCGAACAACUUGAGAUGUUGGACUUGACCAAUAAUGAAAUUGGUGCUAUUCCAUCAAACUGCCUCUCUGGAUUGAAACAACUACGUCAAUUGUAUCUUGGACAUAACAAAAUCGCUAAUAUUAGUGCUAAUGCUUUUACAAACAGCUCUAUCGUAGUCCUCGUGCUCUCUUCUAACGAAUUGAAGGCUCUCCCAGCUGGUACUAUCACCGGCUUACCAAAUCUUCAACAAAUCUCGUUCCGCGAGAAUCAGGUAACACUUAUAAAACUUUCUCCGAUCAAAACCAUCGAUCGUAACGCCUUUUACGAUGUUACCUCUCUUGUUAUGCUUGACCUAGCAAAAAAUCAAUUGACCGAAAUUGCGCCAUCCACAUUUUUGGCUCAAUUAAACUUGCUUUUUGUGGAUCUCAGCGAGAACAAGUUAACGAAAACACCGUACAACGCUUUCAAUCGACGCGUGGGAACUGUUCUUCUCAAAGAGAAUCCAUUGGUUUGUACCGAAAAUCUUCAUCUUCUACAAGACGGAAGUGGAGUGUUCAUCAAGGAUAGUGCGGAUUUGAUUUGUGGAAGAAAACCAACACCAAAGCCGGAGCCAGAGCCAAUCCAAAUUGUAACUGAUGCUCAAGACACUACUCAGAAGCCAGCGCUUGUUCAGAUUCCACGUAUGCAAAUCCAUCGCAAUUCUCAACAGUCAUCCGCACCACAAAUCCCAUCUGGAGCUUUCCAACAAAUUGAUCUGGGAAAACCGAGAACUCUGCCACGUGGACAUUCUAGGUUCAUUCUUGAGAAACCAACACCAGCUCAGCCAACAGAAGAGUUGACACCAAUUCAACCAAUUAUUCUUCCGAAAACUGUCCCAGCAAUCUGUCCCAGAACCAAUGGAAGCUACAGCCCACCAGUUCCAUCAACUACUGACAUAAUUGACCGACCAAACGUGGUUCUUCCAUUCCCAGUACCAUUUUUGAAGCGUGGACCAAACCUCUCAGAAUCCAAGAAGGUUCAAUCAACCGAUAUCCCAUCAACUUCUCAAGUAUUUCACACUCUUCCACCAUCAAUUCUAAUUGAACCAGGAAGUACUCCAAGUUUGGAAUUUCUCAUUCAAAAAAAUGUUUGUUUCAGAGUGAGUCAAACACCAGCCACAGAGACCAAUGUAAAAAGUGAGCACAUUGACGAGUUUGCACUAGCCUCAUCGAAAAAUGAUGAUGAUGCAACGCUGCAACCAAGAGGCGCCGCCGCCGACAAAUCGUUCUUCACCACUACAAUCGUUUUCAUUUGUGUUGGAACUGCAGUUGUUGUGUUGAUUCUAGUCAUUCUUGGUCUUUGCAUCAGCAAGCACAGACAAUUGCAGUUCGAAAACACUUAUUCGGAUAGCAGUGCCGCGCGAACCAGCGAAUACAUCUCCACUCAAUACCGAACGAAUACACUUGGAGCCGGCGGAAGAGUUGGACGAUUCGAUGAGUCACCAGCAUGGAUUUAUAAUCCAGGAUCCAGCUAUUGUAACUACUACAAGUGA
This is a messenger RNA of Caenorhabditis briggsae, 2346 nucleotides long. It is a transcript of the gene Cbr-sym-5, whose product is annotated as Protein CBR-SYM-5. The record is from RefSeq and is a predicted model, not a curated record. Bases 1 to 2346 code for a protein of 781 amino acids. NCBI's taxonomy places the organism in Eukaryota, Metazoa, Nematoda, Chromadorea, Rhabditida, Rhabditidae. Gene Ontology annotation, molecular function: protein binding. The transcript has 9 exons.